This is a messenger RNA of Sardina pilchardus (European sardine), 4503 nucleotides long. RefSeq names its product histone-lysine N-methyltransferase SETDB1-B-like. The record is from RefSeq and is a predicted model, not a curated record. Lineage: Eukaryota; Metazoa; Chordata; Actinopteri; Clupeiformes; Clupeidae. The coding region runs from base 129 to 4412 and encodes 1427 amino acids. Gene Ontology annotation, biological process: heterochromatin organization; negative regulation of gene expression. Gene Ontology annotation, cellular component: nucleus. Gene Ontology annotation, molecular function: DNA binding; protein binding; histone H3K9 methyltransferase activity. The transcript is spliced from 21 exons.
GGGAAGGGAUUGGGCAUGACCAUAGCGCGCAUAUUUUCUGACAAAGUUACUGCAAGUUGAUACUGGAAAUGGCAGUAGAAGCUACACGUUAUCAUUAAACCUUAUUUGGGGGAAAUAUCCUCUUUAGAAUGGCAGAACAUGAAGGAUACGUGGAUGAGCUUCAGCGGUGGGUCGAAACCGCGGUGCUGGAGAACAGCAACAUAAAACAGCAGCAAGACCACAAUGCACAGACAGCCAAAUGGAUCACUGAAAGGGAGAAGGCACUCAACCGUUCCCGCUUCCUUCAUGAUAGUGUGCAUGGGUCAGUAUUGGAGUGUGAGGCGGUGUGGAAGGGCUUCUACAGAAAGCUGGAUCUUGAGUACCGAGACACAGAUUCUGAGAAUGACGAUUCAGACCAUAAGCAACUGGCCGAUGUCAUACAGUUAGCGGAGGCUGUUGUGGAUAAUGGUGAUGAGAAUCAUGACGAUGAAAACUUCAUGGAUUGUGAUGAACCUGACACAAGUCCAGCUGUUGUGAAAAUGGAGCAGAGCCUGCUGGAAAAUGGUGCAGAGGCAAUGGAGGAGUCCUGCUGGUCAGCUAAGAAAGAGCCACAGCUUGGCAAACAGUCUGUGAACAGUGCCAACCUUAUUACCCCAACACACAUGUUGAAGGAGAGCACACCACGAGUGCCAAGUCCACAAGCCCCUCCCUCGGCUCAAAGCACCCCUAUGCCCACAGCAGUCCAUGAGAGUCCCACCUCACCUCUGCCAGUGUCCACCCCUGGCAGCCCGUCUGCCAAGGCCAAAAAGGAGGUGAAUGCCAGCCUCAUCAAAUCAAAGUUGAAAAACUAUGUCCGGUCCGUGUCGGAUGGUCCUCAAAAGCCCAAGUCCAAAGCUUCCAGUCAUGGUCCCAGUAAGACCGGUAAAGAUUCGACACCCAGCGACAACCACAAAACGCCGACAUCCAGUCCUGCCCCUGAGACAGAGAACUCUACGCCUGAGACAUCUAGCAAGAAAAAAAAUACAGCCAGGAAACAGACGUCCAUGAGAAGCUUCUUCACGCAAGCAAUCGCCAAGCCUAGCGUCACAAAACCCAACAAGACUACUUCUGAAAAGGUGGAAUCUGGAAUGUCCAGUGAAAAGCACAGACCAGGUGCCACCAAAAAGCAGGCGCUUGCCUCAACGCCUGCAAAAGUUUCAAAUUCCAAAUCCGAUCCGAAAAAUCUCUCGGACGCUAAAGCGCCCGCAACCGUUAGCGCCACUUCCAGAUCCCAGUCAGCCUCGUCUGUCUCAACAAAUUCCAAAGUGAACACUCCGAGUAACACUACACCUCCCAUUGAAACCCGGAUUUCCAACGUCAACAGAACACACACAUCCUCCCCCAACACCACUGCAGCUGGAAAACCACUCCGCUCGACCAGGGAAGCUGCCAACACGAGCAACACAGCGUCCAAAUCUCUGAUGUCCAGCUCUCAGUCCUCUACAUCCGCAAGCCAACAACAGAACUCUGCAAAUUCAACUGUACAGGCCAACCAGAAAAAAUCAACCUACACACCAAGAUCUGUUAGAGAUGUUUGGGGAAGCGACUGUGAUGAUUCUUCGGAGGAUGAAGCCACCAAGACAAGAAAGGUGUCUAAAUCUCAGAAGUCCAGCUCCCAGUCUGCUGCACCUGCCAACCAACAGAAGCAGCCGCCGCAGAACUCCACUCAACAUGGAAACCCAACAAAAUCGGCCCACCUGUCAUGGACAAGACCCACGAAGAUCGUGCCACCGCAGCCAGUGAAGGAGCUCAAGGUGGACAUGAAAGUGAUGGGCAGGCAGAGGACCAAGACCUGGAAGGAGGCCACUCUCGCAGAGAUCAGGCCCAUAGAUGGUGGUUUCAAAUAUAAAGUACACUUUGAGCUGAAGAAGAUGUUACUGUCGGGGCAUCAUGUGGCUUUUCAUAACUCGCCGAUGUUGGCCCAGCUGAAAAUCGGCGCUCGGGUGGCAGCCCGGUUCCGUGAGGGGGACCAGUCCUGGUUCAUGUCUGCGGUCAUAACGGAGCUUCCCGACCGCAAGAAUCGCAUGAGGUUCCUGGUGUUCUAUGAUGACGGGAAUGUUAGUUACGUAACCCUCCCGGACAUGCACCUCGUCUACAAACCAUUGGACAACGUGUGGGAGGACAUCGAGGACCCAGAGGUGCGGCACAUCGUGGAGGAGUUCUUGCAGCAGAGCCACGUCCCCACCAUCCUGGUGCUGCGCGAGGGGGAGGAGCUGCAGGUGCGGCGCGACGGAGAGUGGCAGGACGCAACCAUCACCGAGGUCGACUGUAGCCUGGUGAAAAUCACCUUUAAGGGAGAUCAACACAGCGAGUGGCUCUACAAAGGCUCUGAGCGCUUGAUUUAUGUGUAUAGAAUUAGGAAACGAAGUCAAGAGGAAAAACAGAAAGAAGGGACGAAAUCUUCUGGAAGACCUCCUGUUUCUAAACCUCAGUCAGCCGCUGUGGUCUCAACUACUACUACCACUACCACUUCUCAGCAGAACAGCGCACCAGCCACGAGCACAGUCGCGGUGAAGAGGACGACAGCCACUGUCCACGAUGUGCCAUUAAAUAAAAGGCAACUAAAAGUGGUGUUGACAAAAAUGUCACCAUCAGACAUCGCCUCACGUAACCGAGGAUCCAGGCCCACUCCAGAGGCCUCGCCUUCUCCUCCAGCCACCGCUGCUAAUGCUGCUGCUGCUGCACUUCCUCCUCUCCGGGGAGUUAAACGGCCUCUACCCUCUGCUGAAGUGGACUCCCCCGUCGUUGUCCCCCCGUCUCGUCGUCCGACGUUCAAUCCCCACCGCUGCUGUCCAGCGUGUUUGGACCCCCUCCGCCCGUCACAACCAAAUCUUCAUAUUGGACGCAACCCCCUUGAGAUCCCUCGUCUUCACAGCUUCUUUAGGAUCACAGGGCGCCGUCGUAUCGACGGUAAGGUGUCGUUCCAUGUGUUUUACCGCUCGCCUUGUGGGCGGAGCCUCAGCACCAUGAAACAGGUGCAGGACUACCUGUUCCAGACGCGCUGCGACUUCCUCAUGCUGGACAUGUUCUCUCUGGACCCCUUCGUGUUGGUCAAGCGCGCCCCGUCGAGGCAGCCGCAGGUGUUCUUCUCUCUCCCGGACAUCUCCGAGGGAAGCGAGACUGUGCCCAUCCCCUGCGUCAAUCUGCUGGAUUCCACCAGGCCGGAACUUAUCGAGUACAUUGCCAAAAGGACACCAGGCAAGGGGGUGAACAUAAACACCCAGACGGACUUCCUGGUGGGCUGCGACUGCACUGAUGGCUGCUUGGAUAGUUCGAAGUGCUCGUGUCACCAGCUCACAGUUGAGGCCACAGCGCUGUGUCGCGGAGGACCUAUGGAUGGAAGUGCUGGCUAUGCUCACAAGCGGCUACUUGCACCUCUGGUUACAGGGGUGUAUGAGUGUAACCCGCUGUGCCGCUGUGACCCGCGGAUGUGCUGCAACCGGGUGGUACAACACGGCCCCCAGCUCCGGCUGGAGCUGUUUAAGACCCAGCACAAAGGUUGGGGCAUCCGGUGCCUGGACGACGUGGGCAAAGGCACGUUCGUUUGUACAUUUGCAGGUAAAAUAGUGACUGAUGAACUGGCUAACGCUGAGGGUAAGGUGUCUGGUGAUGAGUACUUUGCUAACCUGGACUACAUCGAGGGAGUGGAGAAAAUGAAAGAGGGCUACGAGAGCGACGCUUUCUGUUCAGAUGGCGAGGAUGCCAGCAAAGAAAAUGCCAAGAAACCCCAGUCUGAUGCAGCAAGUAACAGCACUGCAGUUAUGCCGUCAGUUAUGGACAGUGAUAGUGAUGAUUGUGACAAUGAUGACGAUGAAGACUAUGAUGAGGGUGAUGAUGAUGACAACGAUGACUCUUCAAGUGAGGCCCAUACCUGUUCUGAUGACAGUUUUGUGGGUGAUGACCUAGAAGAUGACAUAACCAUGCGGAGAAACUAUAUAACCCGUCGAAAUGCCAAGAUACUGAAGGUCUCUGUAGACAUCAAGAGCCCCACACGGUCCCAUGGUUCACGAUCUGGUUUUGCCGUCAAGUCCACCCAUCGGAAGGUGAAGCCUGGUGUUGAAACAGCCAACCCAAGUCCCAAGAAGGAUUUGCCCUCUCAAAAUGCUACCCGGAGGCUCUUUGAUGGGGAGGAGAACUGUUACAUAAUUGAUGCACUCCAGCAGGGCAACCUUGGGCGCUACCUCAAUCAUAGCUGUGAUCCUAACCUGUUCGUCCAGAAUGUGUUUGUGGACACACAUGACCUCCGCUUCCCUUGGGUUGCUUUCUUCACCAAAAAGCGUGUCAGAGCUGGAACAGAGCUAACAUGGGACUAUAAUUAUGAGGUGGGGAGCGUGGAGGGGAAGGUCCUGCUGUGUAACUGUGGCUCCGAACGAUGUACAGGACGCCUGCUGUAGAAUGUUUUCUGUUAAUGUGUUUUUAUAAGUAAUCCCUUGUUGUAUGACUUUUCUAUUUAUGUUUUUUAAAAUAAAAUGAAAACUAUCUUAA